Molecule: messenger RNA, 960 nt
Organism: Lachancea nothofagi CBS 11611
Lineage: Eukaryota; Fungi; Ascomycota; Saccharomycetes; Saccharomycetales; Saccharomycetaceae
Source: the annotation of a GenBank genome assembly
AUGAUUUACAAACCCGGAAACUACUUCUUUCUGGUGCCUUGGGUAGCGUUCAUUCCGUGGUACGGGAUGCUGGUGGCCAUGCUGGUGUGCUGGGCAGCCCAGGGCCAUCCCAUCUACUGGUUCAUGAACACGCACCAGUUCCCGGUGUACAUCUCGGACAUCGGAGCCACGAACCUGCGGCCGCUGUUCAUCGCGUGCGCUGGCUGGCAAGGCCUGGGAUACUGCAUCACGAUAGCGUGCGAGUAUUUCCAGCGGAGCGGUCGCUGGCCGUUCCGGCGCUCUGCGCUCACCAACUCUGCCGUUGCUGACCAUGGCUCGGCCUCCGCGUCCCAGGACUCCAUCAAGUCCAGCUACAGCGACAUGCUGCGCUCCGCCAGAUUUCUGAUGCCCCCCUACUACACUCGCCACGAACGCAACUGUAUAUUCGCCAGUUUUGUGCUGGGCGCGUGCGGCGAGAUCUGCCUGUUGAUGUGCAGCAUUUUCACCACUGCCCUGUACCAUCGGGUACAUAUCACCAUGGUCGGUUUGUUCUGCGCUUUCAUGUUCUUGUCGGUGUGCUGCAACAUCGCGGAAUACCUCAUGAUGGGCAGACACUACGCCCAGCUGCAUCCGCUGGCCAAUCCGGAGGACAAGCUCGUCGAGACCCGCUGGAACCAUUGGGUCGGCUAUCGCUUCAACAAAUACACCAUAAGUGCCAUCGCCAAGAUCAUUUGGCUUGCCGCGGCCCUCGCAUGGGCCAUUGCCUUCGGCGCUAUCAGCGACAACUCCAAGAGCUCAUGCUUCGAGUGGCUUCUGGCUUUCUGGUUCGGCAUUAUAUUCAUCAUCAUUUCCGUCGAUUUCUACCUUGGUGGUCGCUACAAGUUCUCAAAGUACUUCCAUCAGGUUACGUCCUUUGAGGGUUUUUACAAGUACGAUCAAUUGGUCCCUGCUCCUCAUCAAGCCGAAACUGUAAUACUGUGA